Molecule: messenger RNA, 11863 nt
Organism: Protopterus annectens (West African lungfish)
Lineage: Eukaryota; Metazoa; Chordata; Ceratodontiformes; Protopteridae
Gene: CHAMP1
Product: chromosome alignment maintaining phosphoprotein 1
Exons: 2
Coding region: 123-9539 (3138 amino acids)
Biological process (GO): attachment of mitotic spindle microtubules to kinetochore
Source: RefSeq, a predicted model, not a curated record
GCCUGCUCUAGCUUCUGCACCAAAACAAAGGCGCGUACAAUCUGCGAUGAAACAUCAGCUUAUUGGUAUACCAUUUGCAGAUCAUAGGCAAAGCAAUCUCCUUUAAAGUUUUCUUCAGAAAGAUGGAAGUCCAGAAACAAGUGUUUUCUUUGUGCCCAUACUGUUGUUUCAGUAGCUCUGAUAAUGAAAACUUACAAAUUCAUAUUGGUACUACUCACCCAGAACAAUGUGAUGACUUGGAUGCAGCUGGUUUAGGAAAGAUUAUAUUUUAUCAGAAAACAGCAAAAUUGUUUCAUUGUCAGACAUGUUUCUUCACCAGCAAAAUUUACUGCAAUGUGUAUCGUCAUAUUACUUUAGCACACACAGUAUUACAGAAGUUGAAGAAAGAGUCAGAGAUACAGAGUGACCAAAAAAGGGAGCAGCCAGCUUGCAGCAGUGACCUUAACCAGAAUAAAGGAAGGGAUUCUGAAAUGCAGGAUGUAAAAGUAAAACAAGAAGCUCCAGAAUUGCAAAGCAAACAAGAGAGAACAAUUGCUUCCAAUGUUCUAGGAAUGCAGAUGAAACCAGAGAUGGAGAAAAAGGCAGAUACUCCUGAUGCAGUUGUCACUGAAGAAAAAAACAGUAUUCCUGAAUCAUUAGAACUGGAAAAAAAGCAAAGUGUUUCUGAAAUGGAUAUCAGAGGGAAGUCAGGCAUUCUUGAUAGAGUAAAAAGUAAAGAGGAACUGGAGGAGAUUGAGACUAGCACUUUUGAUGGAUCAAAAAGCAAAGAGGAGCUGGGGGGGAUUGAGGCCACAAGUGUUAAGAACAUGGGUAUUUCUGAAGUGACAGGUGCAGAAGAAGCAGAGGAAGUCACUGAAACCUCAGACACCAAAGACAGACUGCUUGUUGCACAGCCUGUUAAGGAAAAAAAGGGUUUUGCUGAAGGAAUACCUGAACAAAAGACUGUAAGCACUCCAGGGUUGAUAUGUUUAAGGGAAAAACAGAUUAUUACUGAGGUGACAGUUUUAAGAGAGAAACCGAGCCUUCCUGAAAUAUCACAUAAAACAGAGAAAUGUAGCUUUAUGGGAUUUGCAAAUGAAACAGAUCCUGCACACAUUCCUGAAGCAUCAAAUGCAAGAGGGAAACUGAUUGCCUUUGAAGAAACAAGUGUAAAAGAGAAAUUCAUUGUCUCUGAAGAAUCAAGCUUAACUGAGAAAAUAAUUUUUUCUAAAGAGACAAAACUGAGAGAGAAGUUGAAUGUUUCUGAAGAAACAUACUUGAGAGAGAACCUAAAUGCCUUACAGGCAACAAGUACAGAGAAGCCACACAUCCCUGAAACUUCAUAUGCAAAUGAGAAAGGGUCUGCUGAAGUCCUUAAUGUGAAGAAAAAUGUUCCAGAAGUACUUUCUGUAAGAGAAAAACUGAGUGUUUUCGAAGAAACACAGUUACCAGAGAAACUAAAAAAUGUUGAAUCUGAAUUUUCAGGCACUGAGGAGGAACUGAAUACUCAUGAAGCACCAAAUGGAACUGUGAAACUGGACAUUCUUGAAACAUCAAAUGCAAUUGAAAAGGUGAACAUCAUUGAACCUCCAAGUACAAGAGCAAAAGUAAUCAUUAAUGAAGCAAUAUGUCCAGUAGAGGAACUAAAUGUUCUUGAGACAUCACAUACAAGAGAAGACCUGAACACUCAAAAAGCAGCUUCCAAAGCAGAAAAAUCAAAUGCUGUUGAAGAACCAGAUGCAAGAGAGAACCUGAGUGUUCAUCCAGCACCAGAGGUAGGAGAGGAAUCAAAUAGUUCAGAAGUACCAUAUUCAGGAGACAAACUGAACAGUCCUCUGUUUCCUCAGUCAUCACAUGCAAAAGAGGAACUGAUAAAUAAUGAAGCUUUGUGUGCAAGAGAGGAGCUUAGUGUUCAUGAAAUGCCAAGUGCAGCCGAGGAAUUGAGUGCUCAUGAAACACCAAGUGUAGGAGAGGAACUGAAUGUUCAUGAAAUAAUGAGUGCUGAAGGAGAACUAGAUGUUCAUGAAACAUCAGCUGCAAGCAAGGAAUUGAAUGUUCAUGGAACACCAAGUUCAGAUGUGGAAUUGAAUGUUAAUGAAGCAACAAAUGCAGGGAAGGAACUGGAUGAUCAUGAAACACCAAGUUCAGGUGAGGAGCUGAAUGUUCAUGAAACUCCAAGUGCAGCAGAGGAACUGAAUGUACAUGAAACACCAACUGCAGGAGAGGAUCUGAAUACACAGGAAACACCAGCCGCAGGAGAGGAACUGAAUACACAGGAAACACCAACUGCAGGAGAGGAACUGAAUACACAGGAAACACCAACUGCAGGAGAGGAACUAAAUACACAGGAAACACCAACUGCAGGAGAGGAACUGAAUACACAGGAAACACCAACUGCAGGAGAGGAACUGAAUGUUCAUGAAAUACUGAAUGCAGGAGAGGAACCGAAUAUUCAUGAAGCAAUGAGUGCUGUAGAGGAACUGCAUGUUCAUAAAAUGCCAAAUGCAGGAAAUGAACUGAAUAUGCAUGAAACAAUGAGUACAGAAGAAGAAUUGAAUGUUCCUGAAACACUGAGUGAGAAAGAGGAACUAAAUGUUCACGAUGUACCACAUAUAAGAGAAGAAUUGAAUGUUGGUAAAAUACCAAGUGCAAGAGAGGAACUGAAUUUUUGUGCUGUACCACAGAUAAGAGAAGAACUGAAUGUUCAUAAAAUGCCAAGUGCAAAAGAGAUGUUGAGUGGUCAUGUAGCAUCAGUUGCAAGAGAGAAGUUGAACAUUCAGGAUGUUCCACAUUCAGGAGAAAAAAUGAGUGUUCAUCUGAAUGUUAAUGAGAUGCCAUUUGUAAAAGAGAAACUGAGCACUUAUGAGCCAUAUGCAAGAGGGGAACUAAACUUUCAUGAUGCUCUAAGUGCAAGAGAUGAACUGAAUGCUGAUGAAACACCUGCUGUAGAAGAAAAAGUGAACAUUCACAAAGCAGUAAGUGCAAGUGAAAAACUGAAUGUUCAUGAAGUAUUAAAUGCAAGAGAGGAACUGACCUCCCACAGAAGAUCAGUUCCAGAAGAGGAACCCAACUUCCAUGAAACACCAACUGCAAGAGAGGAACUAAACAGUCUUGAAGCCACAAGCACAAGAAAUGCACUGAAUACUUAUGAAGUACCAAAUGCAAAAGAGAACCUGGACAUUCAUAAAGCACCAAGUUCUAGAGAGGAGCCAAAUGUUCUUGAAAUGGCAAGUACGAUUGAGGAGCCAGAUUUUCAGCAAGCAAGAGCAAAGGAAGAACUUUAUGAGGGACCACCUGCAAAAGGGAAAUUGAGGACUCGUAAGGCGCAGAGAAAAAGAGGAAAACUAAACAUUUAUGCAUCACAGAGAGGAACGAGGAGGAUGAGACUCCAUGAAGCACCAUGUGCACAAGAGAAACUAAGUGCUCAUGAAGCACCAGGUGUAAGAACGGAAGUAAGUGUUCAUGAAGCUGCAUGUGCAAGAGAUGAGCUAAGUGUUCAUGAAACCGCAAGUGCAAGAGACGAACUGAGUGUUCAUGAAGCACCAAGUGCAAGAGAUGAACUAAGUGUCCAUGAAACACCAAGUGCAAGAGACAAACUAAGUGUUCAAGAAGCACCAGGUAUAAGAGAGGCGAUAAGAGUUCCUGAAGUUGCACGUGCAAGAGACGAGCUAACUGUUCAUGAAGCACCAAGUGCAAGAGACGAACUAAGUGUUCAUGAAGCACCAAGUGGAAGAGACGAACUAAGUGUUCAUGAAGCACCAAGUGCAAGAGACGAACUAAGUGUUCAUGAAGCACCAAGUGCAAGAGACGAACUAAGUGUUCAUGAAGCACCAAGUGCAAGAGACGAACUAAGUGUUCAUGAAGCACCAAGUGCAAGAGACGAACUAAGUGUUCAUGAAGCACCAAGUGCAAGAGACGAACUAAGUGUUCAUGAAGCACCAAGUGCAAGAGACGAACUAAGUGUUCAUGAAGCACCAAGUGCAAGAGACGAACUAAGUGUUCAUGAAGCACCAAGUGCAAGAGACGAACUAAGUGUUCAUGAAGCACCAAGUGCAAGAGACGAACUAAGUGUUCAUGAAGCACCAAGUGCAAGAGACGAACUAAGUGUUCAUGAAGCACCAAGUGCAAGAGACGAACUAAGUGUUCAUGAAGCACCAAGUGCAAGAGACGAACUAAGUGUUCAUGAAGCACCAAGUGCAAGAGACGAACUAAGUGUUCAAGAAGCACCAGGUAUAAGAGAGGAGCUAAGAGUUCCUGAAGUUGCAAGAGAGGAGCUAACUGCUCAUGAACCACCAAGUGCAAGAUAUGAACUAAGUGUUCAUGAAACAGCAAGUGCAAGAGAUGAACUAAGUGUUCAAGAAGCACCAGGUCUAAGAGAGGAGCUAAGUGUUCAUGAAGCACCAAGUGGAAAUGGGGAGCUGAAUGUUCAUGAAACAGCAAGGGCUAGAGAGGAGUCAGAUGUUCUUGAAACACAAAGUUCAGAAGAGGAACUAAACCUUCAGGAAAUUCCAGAUGCAAGAGAUGAACUGAAUAUGCAUGGAAUAAUAAGCUCAGGAGAGAAACUGAGCAGUAAUGAAACACCAAAUGCUUGGGAAAAACUGAAUGUUCAUGAGUCACAAAGUGCAACAGUAGAACCAAAUAUUCUUCAAGCAGUGAGUAUAAGCAAGGAGUCAAAAAUUCAUAAAGGACCAAGUGAAGGAGAAGAAUUCCAUAAAGCACAAUGUGCAAUAGGAAAAGUGAGGGUUCAAAGAGGACAGAGAGCAAAGGAAAGGCUCAGCAUUUAUGGAGCACAAAGGGGAAGAGAAAGAGGGAGACAGAGCAUUCCUGACACAUUUUGUGCUGAAAAGGAGCUGAAUGUUGAUGAAUCAGGUGCAAGAGAAGAACCAAAUUUUCUUGAAGCAGCAAGCAUAAGAAAAGAAUUAAAUACUAAUGAUGCCCCAGGUGCAGAUGGAGAAUUCUACAAAACUCCACGUGCAAAAGGAAGAGUGAAGAUUGAUAAAGGACAGAGAGGAAGAGGAAGACCAAGCAUUUAUGGAGCACAAAGAGGCAGAGGGAGACGUAGCAUUCAUGAAACACCUUGUACAAGGGAGGAGCUGAAUGCUCAUGAAUCAAUCAGUGCAGGAGAAGAACAAAAGUUUCUUGAAGUGGCAGACAUAACAGAGGAAUUGAAUAUUAAUAAACCACCUAGUGUAGGAGGAGAAUUCUACAAAGCAUCACUUGCAAGAGGGAGAGUGAGAAUUCCUAGCGUACAGAGAGGAAGAAAAAAAAUGAGCAUUUAUGAACCACAAAGAGGAAGAGGCAGAGGGAGAGGGAGAAACAGCAUUCAUGGAGCUCCUUGUACAAGAGAGGAGUUGAAUGUUUAUGAAUCGCUAAGUGCAAGAGAAGGACAACACUUUUUUGAAGCAACAAGAAUGAGAGAGGACUUGAAGAUUCAUGAAGCACCAAGCGCAGGAGGAGAAUUCUACAAAGCACGAUGUGCAAGAGGGAAAGUGAGAAUUCAUAGAGGACAGAGAGGAAGAGAGAAAGUGAGCAACUUUGCUGAAAGAGGAAGAGGGAGACGGCGCACUCAUGUAGCACCUUGUGUAAGAGAGGAGAUGAAUAUUCAUGAAUCACUGUAUGCAAGAGAAGAAACAGAUUUUCUUGAUAUGCCACAAAUUAGAAAAAAACUCAGUGUUCAUGCACUAGCAAGUGCAAGAGAGGAAAUCAACAUGCACCAAAAGUUAUUUCCAGGAGAGGCACUGAGUUUCCAUGAAGCACCAUCAACAAGAGAAGAACUAAGUGUGCAUGAAGCUGGCAGUGCAAGAGAAGAACUAAAUGAUCUCAAAACACAAAGCUCAAGGUGGAAACAAAAUGUUCUUGAAGCAACAAAUGCAGGAGGGAAGCCAAAUAUUCAUGAAGGACAAAAUGUAAAAGAGGGACAGUUUGAAGUACCAUAUAUAACAGGGAAAAUGAGGAUUCAGAGAGUACCAAGAGGUAGAAAGAGGAUUUAUGAUACAGGAAAAGAAAGAGGGAGAGGAAGGAAGAGACUGAGCAUCCAGGAUGCAUCAUGUGCAGUAGAGGCUCUGAAAGUCAGUGAUGCACCAAAUGCAAGAAAGGAAUUGAAUUCCCAUGAAACACCAGCUGCAAGAAUGGAGCUAAAAAAAUAUGACGUUCCAUGCACUAAGGAGAAAAGGAAUGUUCUUGAAGAGCAAAAUGCUGGAGAGAAGCUGAGCAUUCAUGAAGCACCGAGUACAAGAGAAGAACCAAGUAUUCAUGAGGCUCCAAGUAUAACCAAAGAGUUAAGUGUUUAUGGAGCAAAAAUUAAAGGAGAGAUAUUGAACUUUCAUGAAGGAAAAGCGCCAACUGCUACAAAGGAAUUGCAUGAAGCAUCUCGAGCAAGAGGGAAACUGAGGAUUCAUAAGACAGAGAGGGGAAGAGGGAGAGCCAGAAUUUAUGGAGCACAGAGAGGAAGAAGGAGUCUAAGCAUUCAUGAUGCACCAAAGGUAAGAGAGAACUUGAACAUUCCUGAGAUGCUGAGUGCAGAAGAGAAACUCACACCAGCUAUAACACAGGAGUUGAAAGUUUAUGAGGCACUGAGCACAAGAGAGAAAUUGAACAUUCAUGAAGUACUGAGUACAGAAGAAAAACUCAGUAUUCAUGAAACAAGUACAUUAAACAAACAGAGUAUUCUUGAAACAAAGAACCCAAGACAAGAAUUGAGCAGCCAUGGACCACAAAGUGCAGAAGAGGUGAUGUAUGUUUAUGAAGCACCAUAUAUGAGAAAAAAACUUAGUAUUCAUGAAGAACUAUAUAAAAAUGAACUAAAUGAUCAUCAAACACCAAGUACAGCAAAGGAAAUAAAUGUCGGUGGAGCACCAUAUGAAAUAGAGAAACAUAUCCCAAAAGUACCAGACAAAAAAGAGAAACUAUGUUUUUCUAAAACAGCACGCAUUAGAGGAAAGCACUGCACGGCUAAAUCAACAACUGUACAAGAGAAGUUGAGUUUUCUUGAGAACUCAGCUAUGGCUAAUAAAAUGACUACUGAUAAAGUUCCAAAUAAAAGAAAGAGUUUGAAUAUUCCUGAAACAUUGUGUGCCAGAGGGAAGCUGGCUAUUCCUGAAAUGCUGAGUGCAAGAGAGAAACUAAAUGUCCCACAAAUGUCAACUGCAGAAAAGAAAAUGUAUGAAGUUGAAGUUCUGAAUGCAAAACAGAAAAUGAAUGUUAGUGCAGGACGACGUAUAAGAAGAAAAUCAUCUGUUCCUUUGUCACAAGGUAUUGGUCAAAAGUUGAAUGUCUCUGAAGAACACAUUAUAAUAGGAAAGCCAGAUAUCACUGAAAAAAUAACUGUACAAAAUAAAUUGAAGGGCAAACUGCAUAUUCCUGAGACGGCAAGUGUAAUGGAGAACCUGACUGUUCCAGAAGCACCAGUUUUCAUGGAAAAAAUAAAUUUAACAGAAGAACCAUAUAUGAGGAAAAAAAUGAGCAUUCCAGGAAUGCCAUCUACAAGGGAGAGUCUGAAUGUCCUUGACCCAUCAAGUACAAGCGAAAGACUGAAUUUUCCUGGAGAACCGUUAUUAAUGGGGAGACCAGACACCCCUGAAAUCUCAAGUAUAAUUGAGAAAUGGAAUGUUCCUGAUGAAGCAACCCUCAAAGAAAAGACCAAUCAGUCUGAACUAACAAAUGUAACAGGAAAACUAACUGAUGCUGUAUCAUCAAGGCAAAAAGAUAGUCUGAAUAAUACCAUUAUGCCAGAUUUCAGAGCAAAAACAGUACAAAGAAUGAGAGAAAAAGUGAGCAUUGCACAAUUGCAAAGUGUGAGAAGGAAGGCCAGUCUUCCAAAUAUACCAUGUUCUGGAGAAAAACUGAUUGUCUCAGAAGUAUCUGAUGUAAAAGAAAAAGUAAGCAUGUCUGAAACAGCAAGUGAGAGGUUUCCUGUUUCAAAAACAUCUGAUACAAUGCAACAAUUAAGCACCACCACUAGAAUACUUGGCACAAGGGAAAAAGUUAAUGUGUAUCAGAGACAACUUCUAAGAAAGCAGUUUGCUGCUCCUGAAGCACUAAAUGAAAAGGAGAAAACUGGUGUUUCUGAAGGUCCAUGUUCAGCUAAGGAAUUUGGAUUUUCUGGAAUAGCAAGCAAGGCUGGUAUUUCCCUAAAACUCAGUGCAGAUGAGAAAAUUGAAGUUCUUCAAACAAAAAGUUCUUUUGAAAAACACAAAGUAAAUCCAUCAUCACGUUUAAGGGAUACAUUCAGUUUCUCUGAAUUGGUAAGAGUGAAUGACAAACCAAUUCUUCCUCCAACUAGUACAAGGGAGAGAUUUAGCAUUCGCAGACCAGGAAGACCAAGGGGGAGAGCCAGUGCACCUAAAGGUAUUCUGAACAGAACCUCGUUUAGCUUAACACCAGUCACACAGUGUAAAUUCAGUGAAGAACAAAGUUUCAAAGAAAAAAUUGGGAUUUCUGAAUCAACACACACAACAGAAAUGUUUAGAAUUUCUGAGCCAUCAAAUGCUAGACAACAAAAUACAAUUUCAGAACCACUAGCUAAGAAAGAAAAACCCAUGAUUUCUGAAAUGCCAGGUUCGGCGAUGAAGCUAUGUUCUGCUGACACUUUAAGUACAAGAGAAAAAAAUACUUUUAAAGUAUCACACAUCAAGGAAAGCGCAAAUCAUUUUGAAAUACAGGAUACAAGACAGAGUUUCAGUGUUGCAUGUGUACCAACUGUAAGUGAGGCAUACAAAGCCUCUAAUUCUGCAAGAGCAAAGAAAAAAAUAACCAUUUCUGAUGAGGCAAGAGUAAGAUCAAAAUUCAGUGUUUCUGAUCUGUCAAACAUAAAAGAGACAUUUGACAGUUCAGUGGCUCAGAGUUUGAGAGACCCUUUCCCCUUUCAGAAACCAACCGUACAAUAUAAUUUAAGUACAGAAAAGUUAUUUUUUACAGGAGAUGAUCAUGGGGCUUCUGAACCAGAGAGAUUCAAUCUGUUUACACCAAAGUUGGUACUGCCAAAGAAAAGACCAAGAGAUGAAAUGGAGGACAUCCAUUAUCAACUGAGCAGUGGUGUAACUGAGGAUGAGGAUAAAGAAAGGGAAAAAGUAAAGGAAUUUAAGCAUGAUGACAAACAAUUUGAAACAACACUAGACAGUAGUAUUCAAAGUCCAGUAUUAUCUCCAGUGGUUGCCACUGUAAGCCUCUCUUCCAGUGAAGAUACAGAAAUAAAAGAAGUUGCAAAUGAAGAUUCUGAGUUAGCAAAGUAUAUAAGACGAGGAAAAGGAAAAUAUUUUUGCAAGAUAUGUAAUUGCCGUGCUGUAAAUACUGGUGUUAUUUUGCAUCAUUUAGUAAACAGACAUAAUGUUCCCUGUCCAUAUGUUUGCAAAGAAUGUGGGAAAUCGUUUGUUCUUUUAUCUCUGCUUAAUACACACAUCCCUGUUCAUAGUAAGUUAGGACUUUAUAAGUGUCCUCAUUGUAGUUUUUCAUCUGAUUUUCCAAGGGGUUUGAAAAAACAUAUAAGUCAUUGCUUGUCCCGAGAAAUGGGAGAUACAAAUAAAGAGACAUUGGACAGCUCUGAAACAGUCGAAGAAGUUUAAAUACAGAUUUUUUUCUGAAAUUUCUACAGCAAACAUUGACUGAAUGAAACCUUUACUGCACAGCAUGUGUUUUGUAAAUGGCUUCUGUUUGUAAUACAUGUAGAGAUGUUUGUUCAUAGGUUCAUAGGUUAGUACUAAGCUAACUGCUCUUAUGAGCCAUUUUAAGCCUAGCCAAUUAUCCCUUGUGAGAAUCAAACCCUGCACCUUGUGUUUAUAAGGCAAGCACUAGGCCACCCUCCCAACCCGUGUUUUGUUUUCUGUGUAAAGCUGUGAAGUUCUCUUGUUAUUAGGAGAUAUUUGUAAAUAACUGUGUCUUUUAUAUCAGAACGUAAAGUGCCCUGUCCUUGAUAGAUGUAACUUACAUUUAUAUGAACAUUUAAAAGCAGUCAUGAUCAGUGUUUUGUGACUUUGUAUGUCCACUGUUACAUACAGUAAUAUUCAGAAUCCUUGGCUUGCUUUCUAAGUUUUAAAAUAUUUUUUAAUAAGGCAUAUACAUAAAAGUGGCAAUUUAUUAUGCUUUUAAUCAUGAUUUUGCAUUAAGGAGCUCAUAAAGUUGAUUUUGCAAGCUACGGUUCUUACUGUAAGCAGUGUGACCGUCUUUAACAUGUUUAAAAUCUCAGAUUAUGUAUGCAAAUACUACUUUGGGGUGAUGCAACAGAUGCUUUCUGUGUUGGGUGUUAUGAUUUAUUAUUAUUAUUAUUAUUUUUUUUUUUUUGAAAUGCCCUUUAAUGUUCUAUAAGAAAAUAUUGUUUUCCUCCUAGUAAUAUUUAUGGAGAUGGUAGGAAAAUUUUACAAAGAUGUUAAUUGUUUCAUAUUAUUAUUUUAUUUAUACUUCAAGCAUUGGCCCUUUUCCUGUUUUACUUAGAAUCAUUUUUCAGUACGACUAAUUUUUAUUUGUUUUGCACAUAGAAGUACAAGCAAACAAUACAGUUGACGUGUUAUAUUUCCUAACAUCAGGAUUGCAGCAACAUUUCAAGUUGUAGCUAUAUCCAAAUAUGAGGAUGCAGUCCUUUUUUGUGUUGCAUUUAAAAGAGCUAUGUAUUUUUCUUUAAGGAAAUGAUUUACUUCUGAUGUGCGUAAACCAUGUUCCAGACAGAUAUAUGUAUCGCUUCUGCUGUGAGCAAACUAAAGAAAAUGCACCAAGAAUCAGAUUCCCCAAACUACUUUCACCGAAAACAUCUUGCUGAAAAAUGCUGUGUUGCCCCUCUGCAUUCUCUGAUAUAUAGGGCACACUCCUGAACUUAUAUGUACCAACUCCAAGCUUGCACUUACUCAAAAAAAUGGGAAAUUCCCCCAAAACAAAAACACAUCUUACAACUCGCUGACAGUGGUUUCCUAUGGAGGAACUCCAUGAAACGAGUUGAAGCUCAGACAGUCGAAGCUCAAGAGGUCAAGCUUCGUCCACCAGUGGGAUAGCUGUAUUUGCUAGCAUUCAUUCAAGCUUAAAUCUGAAGUUGCCAUUGAGUAAUCCGCCUGAGACUGGUCUUUUUUUUUUUUUUUUUUUGACAAAUCUGCAUGUAAAUGACUUUUCAGAGAGUCAAGCAAAAGUUUCAGAAAAACAGUGCCUGUUUGGCUGAUUCUGUGCAACUAGAUCUCCAAGGGGAUUUGAAAUGAAAAUUCCAAAGAUCUCUGUAAGCAAAAGAAAUGAGAACAAUUUUGAUUCAGCAAUACAUGCUUACAUUCCUUGCCUUUUCAUUGUUUCGGUUGUAUAUUUCUGUCUUCUGCUUCUUUAGAACUAAUUGAUUUUUUUCUACCUUCAACUUUUUUCUUCGUAUUUGGAAAUAGUUCUUAAAUGUCUGGAAUCUUUUUGUCUGAAAGUAGGUAAAUGCUUUCAGGCCAGCUAGUAUUGGCCUGUAACAUGUUGAUGCUACUGUGUGCUGUAACUCCACAUUCUUGUGAUUCAUACGGAUUUGUGUUUUGCUGUUUGAUGAUGUCAGUAACUUACAGUUUGCUCUGUCAUUCAGAAGGACUGAAUGCUGCUAUAGCUCUGUAUUCCUAAGGUGCUGUAUGAUUGCAAAGUAAUGACCCUGUCAUGCAGAAGUUGUAUUUUUCCAUAAUUUUUGCAGGUUUUAAAAUAAGGAAUACAAAGCAGAAUUGAAAUGCUGUUAAUAACCCUAAAUAUUUUUCUGCUGUGCAAUAAUGAACGUCAUACAUUUCAAAUGUAAAUACUGUGCUCUGGUUGUAUUUAAACUGCAUUUCAUUUUAUGUUGAAGUGCAUGUACAUAUUCCUGUUAAGACUAAACAUAUUCAUGUUAAGCUUUUGUCAUUGGCAAACUUUUUAAGAUACAUCAUCAUGAGUAUUACUAAAUAUAACUGCUAUAAGA